GACCCUCGCGGUCUUUUUGACCUAACCUUUGAACGUCCUCCAUCUUACUGAAGAGCAGCUUUCAGAAGUCUCUUCCUUGCGAUAAGAUCCAUUUUGUACCGAUCCCCUCUUUAGAGGGCGUGCAACUGUGACGGCAGAGGAGAAACUCGCCAUGUCGCUCAGUUUGCGCUGUUUCGCGUAUUCCCAGAUAUCGUUUCUGGUCGCAAACACCAACAAGAAGAACUACAAAGCCAACUACUCCGAGAUCUCCAAGCUGGUGAGUCUGUAUGGUCCGGAGGCCAGUAAGCACUUCUUCCGCUGUCUGGUGAGCUCGUUGGACCUGUCGUCUGAUGGGCGGAGCUACGGGACGGACGGGCAGCAGCUCCAGAUGCUCUGUCAAGAGGCCAACUCCCUCGUCUCAAAACCCAACUUUAUCUCCAUCCUCUGCUUUGGCUUUGAGAAGCAGGACAACAAGGGGCUCCAGCCGUCACCGCAGUUACUGGCGCAAGUUACCAAGGUCCUCAAAUUAGGCAGAGUUCAAGAGGUGGUGUUUGCUCUUGGUCUGUCCUCUUCGUCUGAUUCAGCUCUCAGCUACCAUGCCUCUCAACAUUUGAAAUCAAAACUUCCAGAUCUUGUGAGAUCCUAUUCAGAUAUGAGUUCCAGUCUCGAGGGAGGUCUGGGGGACGUGGCCAUUGAGGUGCUCCAUCGUCUCCUCUCUCACCUCCUUCUCUCCCCCGAGGACGAGGUGGGCGUGGCCCGGGAGAGCAUCGAUGCCUUCGUUCAGACUCUCUGCAGAGAUUUCCCGCGAGAGAGGGUGCCGGUUGUACUCUCUCCUCUCAUCUAUCGUGAACAAGAGGACAUCACAGAGGACAGACUUGUUCCCGUGUCAGUCUCUUUAGCUCCUUCUGUGUUCUCCAUUGAGCUGGCUGAAAUAAUUAAAGACAUUGGUUAUGCAGCCACCGCUUCCAAGCAAGAUAUGAUUGAGAUCCUGAAGGACUAUGGAAAGCAGAACCUCACCAUCAAGAGUGUUGCUCGAGUUCUUGGUAUGAUGGCUACUUCUCUAACUGGACUACCUGAGAGUGUGCCUUUCAUGGGAGUGACUGGGGAAGCAGCGCAUGCGUCUAUCAAAGGUCCAGCCACUUGGGACGUCAAAAACUUUGUGUCUGCUGUUCAAUCACUGGUGCCCAACAUGCCGUGGAGGGAGUUGAUUCUCCAUCUGGACUACCAUGGUUUCGUCCUCCCCUCCCCCGAGUCCCUCAGUCUCAUCAUGACAGCCUACAACAUGGCCUGCCGGGAACCCUUCCCCCUCGAGUGUGUCCACCUCGCCUGGAGCAACCCUCGAGGACAGCUCUCCUGGUACCAGCAAGUGUUGGCCGGUUGUCCAGAGUUCAAUGUCAGUCAGUACAUGGGAGAGAGCAUCGAUCUGGAGCCGUUCAAGAUUGUCCUCAAUUCAGAAGAAGCCAAGCCGUGGCAGUACGUGUGUCUGACGCGAGCCUUGCUCCAUCUCUCAGAACAGACCCACUACUCUGAGGUCAAGACCCUCAUGGCCACGCCCCUCAAACACUGCCCCGAGGUCCUCUUCCUUGCAGUCAUCGAGUGUGUGGGGUACGUGAAGCUGCACUGGAAUGUGAUGCAGAAGGAGCUGAUAUGCCAGAUACUGCCUCACAUCAUGUCCACCUACCCGGCCCACUGCACUGUGCUCCAGUAUGCUUGGCACGGCCAGACCGUAUCCAAUCAGAUCCACUGCCUCAUGGUACAAGCAAUGGCGGAGUGGUACAUGCAGGGGGACCUCCCUGACCCCUCCAAGAUGUCCCGUAUUCUAGACGUCACGCAGGACACUAAGUCAAUGUCGGUGGUUCUGAACGUCAGCAACUUUCCCUUCGUGAUCGAGGUGGCCUGCUGGGCAACCAAGAGGGAGUAUCUGAAACUGGACAAGUGGGUCACCGACAAAGUCAAGGAGCACCACGAGAUGUUCAUCUCUGAAUGUGUUCAAUUCCUCACAACCCGUGCCCCGAAACCGUUCUCCCCGGCCGUCAGCUCGGGGUCAGAGCGCACCGGACUCACCCACGAGAUUGUCCUCACGAUCCUCGCCUGCCUUAAUAUCUUCAUGAGUAAUGUGAAACCGGAGCUGGCAGAAAAACUGAGAGGACUCAUCUCUCUCCACGGACCGCUGCCUCCGAAACCCCUGCCUACCCCCAUGUCGACCAUGUCUGGACAUGUGCAUCCUUUGGAUAUGACAGGUCUAGGUCUUACAGGUCCAGGAGGAAUGGCUGGAGGUCUGAUGACUCCGUCAUUCCCCGGUGGAGUGUCCCUCGGAGGACCCCCUGCGCCAGCCUCCCCGGUCGGUGGUAAGACCGGUCUGCCCGGCUCUGCUACCGGUCUGGUGGGGCUCUCACAGAUACAGCAACAUGGUAGUUUGUUUGGAAAUGGAGGUGGAGGAGGAGUGGAGAGUCUGCUGGGGGGCCUUGGAGGAGCAGCUGCAGGAAUGACAGUCUCUGCAGCCCACAAACACAUGCUCCAGGCCCAGCCCUCCCUCAGGGACCCCUCUAAAGUAUUGGUGAAUGACUUGGGCUCAGACACAAAUUUCUCCAAAGAAGUAGACGACAAGGCCAACGCCUACUUCCAGGCCAUCUAUAACAGAGGAAGCAAUGCAAUGAGUGUUGAUAGACUGCUGGAGCUACUGAAGCAGUUCAAAGACUCCACCAACAAGAGAGAGAGGGACCUGUUUGUGUGUAUGUUGAAGAACAUGUUUGAAGAGUACCAGUUCUUCCCGAGGUUCCCAGAGAGAGAACUCCAGAUCACGGGGAAACUCUUCGGAGGAAUCAUCGAACACGGCCUCGUCACUUAUGUGUCCCUGAGUCUCGCACUGCGCUACGUGCUGGAGUCGCUAAAGAAACCUCCCAGCAAGAAGAUGUACCUGUUUGGUCUGGCGGCUCUCGACAAGUUCAAAGGUCGACUGAGGGAAUUCCCCCAGUACUGUGCCAGCAUCGCCUCCAUUCCUCACUUCAACCACAGCGAGUUCCCCGCCGUACUCAGACAAUAUGUUCAGUAUGGACAGCAGUCAAUGGAGCCACCAGCCAGCACCGUGGCUCUCCUCAUGGCACAAUCUCAGCAGGAUCCUGCUGUGGGCAGUGUGGGGUCUGCUCUGCCGGGACUGAGCUCCCUGAGUGUCCACCCCUCCCUCCCUCCCCUCUCCUCCAUCACCACCUCCACCUCCUCCCCUCCCCUCCCCCCUGGACAUUCCUCCCCUCGUCACCUCGGCUCUCCCAGCUUCACCCAAGACACACCUAUGUCUCCAUCUACUGUCAUGCCGCCCAUAGGUGGAGGAGGCAAUGGUGCGAGAGCAGCUGCAGGUCCAGGGAGUCCUCUCGCUGUCAAGAGAGAUCCUCCCUCCAUCAACACCACCAACAUAGACACUCUCCUGGUGGCAGCAGAGCAGUCUGUGGAGAGAGCUGAGCCACCCGAUGAACUGCAAGACAAGAUACACUUCCUCUUCAACAACCUCUCCUCCUCAAACCUCCCCGAGAAGAUGGACGAGUUCAGAAGCCUGGUAGAGGAGCAGUUCUACGACUGGGUGGCCCAGUACCUUGUCAUGAAGAGAGCCUCCAUUGAACCCAACUUCCACAACCUCUACAUGAGUUUCCUCCAUUCCCUCAACUCGGGGGUCCUCAGGAGGUCUGUUCUCUCAGAAACCUUCAGGAACAUCAAGGUGAUCUUGAAGGCAGACAAGACGAGCAACAAUUUCUCUGACAGAGCAAUCUUGAAGAACCUGGGACACUGGCUGGGUCUCCAGACUCUCGCCAGGAACAAACCCAUCCUUCAAGAUGAUCUGGCGGUGAAAGAUCUCAUUCUGGAGGCAUACCACAAGGGCCAGCAGGAACUCCUUUAUGUCGUGCCUUUUGUGGCAAAAGUUCUGGAGAGCUGUGCUGAGAGCAAGGUGUUUCGACCGCCCAAUCCCUGGACCAUGGCCAUCAUGAGUGUUCUCAGUCAGUUGCAUUCCAUGCAAGAUCUGAAGUUGAACCUGAAGUUUGAGAUUGAGGUGCUGUGUAAGCACAUUGCCGUGGAGAUCUCAGACAUCAAACCCAGCAGACUGCUGGACACCGCCGAGAGAGCCAAGCUCCUCAACCAGCUGUCCUCUCCAAAAGAGCCGUCUCCAGUCACCACCCAACCGUCCGCUCCCCUCCCGGCCUACCACUACGAGAUGAUACAGGUGUCCUCUCUGGCUGGGAUGACUCCUCACCUGCAGAUCAGCCCUCAGAUAGUGCUGUUCCAGCAGUUCCCCCAGUUGAGGGGGUGUGUGAGGCCGGCAGUGGAGAAGGCAGUGCAGGAGCUGCUCAUGCCAGUCGUCGACCGCUCCAUCAAGAUUGCUCUCACCACAACCGAACACAUCAUCAAAAAGGAUUUCUCUAUGGACCCAGACAUCCACCGGAUGCACCUGGCUGCCCACCACAUGGUCCGCCACCUCACGGCCGGCAUGGCAAUGAUCACCUGUAGAGAGGCUCUCCUAGUCAGCAUCUCCAACAACCUCAAGACUGCCUUCAUCGCCUCCGUUAGGACUCCUGCAGAAGAGCUGAAGGCCCUCAUCGACCAAGCUGCUCACCAGUUGAGUGCAGACAACACAGAGCUGGCCUGUGCCUUCAUCCAGAAGACAGCCGUGGAGAAAGCAGUGCCUGAGAUGGACAAGAGACUGGCAGAGGAGUUCGAGGUGCGGAAGUUGGCUCGUGCCGAAGGUCGUCGCUACUGUAAUGCCACAGCUCUCACCUACCAGGCAGAGAGGAUGCCUGAACAGAUACGAGUCAACGUUGGCGGUCCAUCCCAGCAGCAAGCUGCAGUCUACGAGGAGUUUGCUCGUUGCCUGCCAGGCUUCCUUCCCUCCACCUCUCCCUCUUCCUCCUCCUCCUCCUCCACCUCUGCCCUGUCUGCCGGCAAGUUCCUUCCCAAUGAAGAGUUCAACCAGAUACUCCUCAAGUGUGCCGGGGAGAUCAGCCAGCACCUGAGAGUGGCCCUGGCCCCUCCCAACAACCCCCACAUCUCCAUGAUGAGAUCCCUGCUGGAGAUCACCAUGCAACUCAGGAUCGCUCCCAACUACGCCAACGUUGUCAUGCUCCUGCAGAAGAGUCUGGAAGGUCUGUUGGAGGGAAUGAACCCGCCUCCCAGUGACCCCGAGCUCUUUGUCAGCUUCAGAGACUGUCACCUCCUCAUACUCAAGAUGAUACAGGGAGGGAGUGGGCUGGGGGCAGAGGCGGCCCAGCAGCACGUGACCAGGAUCCUCAUAGGGACACGAGAGGACAUCAAGUUCAGCCCCAGAGCCAUCAUCCUCCUCAUCGGCCUCCAGAUCAUUGACAUCAAACAGCUCGACGAGUACCUGGCCAAGUCGAUAGAGAACGGGCGGAACCUGGUGGCCCUCAGCUGCAGCAUCAAGCUGGUCAACGCCAUAGUGUCGGCGGAGAAGAGAGAGACGCCCAUUACUGACAAGGAGCUACUGAAGACCAAAGAGGCACUGUUCCGUCUCUCUACCAACUUGAGACAGCUUCCAGACAGUUCUGCACAGCUACUGGAGCCAUUCAAGCUGGAGCACGGUAUUGGAGCGGUGGGACGGGCCAUGUCAGGCUCCGGAGCCAUGCCGGAAUUGGAACGAGUCCAAGGGGCUACCCCCUCAAUCAUGACUCAAGGGGUGUUGGGUGCCACCACUGAACUGGAGGACCCUCCUGGCCUUUAUGAGAAGGUGGAGUAUUUGUUGUCAGAGUGGGUGAGAAAAUUCCAUCAGCCUGGUCUACUGAAAGACGGAGACAAGGUCUAUGCUGUGUAUGUGGCCAGGCUACAGCAGCAAGGCAUUCUGAAGAGUGACGACCUCAUCACGAGAUUCUUCAGAAUCAGUGUAGAGAUGUGUGUGGACCUCUGCUACCGCACCCUCAGUGACCCUGCUAUCACACCAACUAUGGCACGGGCAAAGUGCUACCAUACAAUGGAUGCCUUCAUGAAGUUGGUAGUGGUGCUGGUCCGGUAUUCUGGGGACGCCAUCAACACCACCAACACCAAGAUCAACCUCCUCAACAAGGUGUUGGCUACAGUAGCCCAUGUUCUCCUACAUGACCAGGAGAAUAAAGGAACUGACUUCCACCAACUGGCCUACCACAGGUUCUUCAUCAUGCUACUGAGUGACCUGAGUGUACCUGACCCUGUUUUUGACGCCAUCAGUUAUGCAAUACUGCACGCCUUUGGUCAUGUCUACCAUAUUGUGAGGCCAAGUCGUGCCCCGGGCUUUGCCUACUCCUGGCUGGAGCUCAUCUCACAUCGCAUCUUUAUCGCCAAGCUUCUUCUACAGACUCCUCAGCAGAAGGGGUGGCCCCUGUUUCAUCAGUUGUUGAUUGACCUGUUCAAGUUCCUUGCUCCUUUCCUCCGCAACGCUGAACUGACCAAACCGACCCAGCUCCUGUACAAGGGCACCCUGCGUGUGUUGCUAGUGCUCCUCCACGACUUCCCAGAGUUUCUCUGUGACUACCACUACUCGUUCUGCGACGUCAUUCCUCCCAACUGCAUCCAGAUGAGGAAUCUCAUCCUGAGUGCCUUCCCGCGCAACAUGCGGCUACCCGACCCCUUCACACCCAACCUCAAGGUGGAGAUGUUGCCUGACAUUGCCCAUGCCCCCAGAAUCCUCCCCAACUAUACUCAGAACAUCCCUCCCAACCUCAAGAAGGAUCUGGACAACUACAUCAGAACAAGAGCUCCAGUGUCUUUCCUCUCUGAACUGAGGGGCCAUCUCCAGGUAUCAACAGAGCCUGGUAACCAGUACAACAUCACUCUGAUGAACUCCCUGGUUCUGUACGUGGGGACACAGGCCAUCACCUACAUCCACAGCAAGGGCUCCUCCUCUUCCACCAGUACCAUCGCCCACACCGCACACAUGGACAUCUUCCAACACCUCGUGGUGGAUCUCGACACUGAAGGUCGCUACUUGUUCCUGAAUGCCAUAGCCAACCAGCUGAGGUACCCAAACAGCCACACCCACUAUUUCUCCUGCACUCUGCUCUCCCUAUUUGCCGAGACCAAUGCUGAGGCCAUCCAGGAACAGAUUACUAGAGUGCUACUGGAGAGACUGAUAGUAAACAGACCUCAUCCCUGGGGGCUCCUCAUCACUUUCAUAGAGCUCAUCAAAAACACUUCCUACAACUUCUGGAAACACGAGUUUGUCCACUGUGCCCCCGAGAUUGAAAAGUUGUUUGAGUCGGUGGCCAAGAGCUGCAUGCAGAAACAGCCUCAGAGCACGAGCCGAGAGGAGCCCAGUGAACCAGCAACGAGCAUGGCAACGUAGCCCCCACUCCCACUAGGCAUGCUAUAUAUACACACUCUUGGAUUAAAUGGACUUUGGCCAUAUUGUGCAAUUUGUGUACAUUUGUAAUGCAUUUCUAAUUAAAGUGCAAACCCUCAGCACACUAUAUA
This is a messenger RNA of Geodia barretti, 7419 nucleotides long. NCBI's taxonomy places the organism in Eukaryota, Metazoa, Porifera, Demospongiae, Tetractinellida, Geodiidae. The record is from the annotation of a GenBank genome assembly.